CCCUCAGGAGCGCGCAACCGGCACACUGGCUGCGUCCACAACGCUCGCGCCCGGGGAUAGUAAACGAUCCUCCCGCGCGAGCGAUCAUUACUGGCGGAGUCACACAGCGGCGAGCGGCGACGGUAUCUGAGCGGAUUGUUGUAUUAUUCACCGGCUGUGAAUGUGACCUCCUCGGGCCUCGGUUGAUGAUGAGACUGCUGUUAAACUGAGUGUAGGCGUUCGUGUUUUCGGGUGAUGAAUUGAGAAGAAAAGCUGAACUCUUUUGACCAGUUACCCUGCCCAGUGCGGUAUGCAGCUGUAUCGAGCUCCACCAGAAGAACCAUGCGAGCUGUCGAUGUGCCAGAGGAUAGUUUGAAUGAACAAUGCUAAUGCUUUUAUGUCAUGUUUUACAUGCAGUGGUUUUAUUUUGAAUUAAAGGAGAGCGUAUAAUAGAUUAGGUUAUGUCCAGAUGACAAGCUGCAUCUGGUCAGACAGUGAUGCAACAGCAUUUAUUACAUGUACAGAGUUUUGAUAAGCUGUUCAAGCGCUGCUGGAUCUUAAACUGUUGCAUUGAGAGCCGACAGAAGAACAGGAUCUCUUUGUCGUCGAUUUCUGAGAAUCUAGAAAGAGGGGGAACGACAAUUUGGGUGUCCUGACACAAACGACAAUCCGGAUACAACAAUGGCAAAUGACUCCAUGCAACUCACCCCCACAUCGCUUCCGUUUUUCGCCUUUCUUUAGUCGAGGGGGAAGCUGUCUCUGUUGUGAAGUGGGUUUGAUAAAGAGGGUCUCGGCGGGGGAUGGACUGACUGCUGCUAAAGAGGGAGAUUUUAUUGUCAGUCUUUAUCAUGGCCAGGUGGGCAGAUGCAGGGAGAUAGAGGGUGUGACAUGGCUAACGAGGAGGGAAGACAUACAUCCCUCACAGAGCAGCACAACAACGACAACAACAUCACCCAUCCAGAGACUUCAGCUACACCACAAGGGAGUGAUCCCGGUGGGUUGUCGGUACUAGAGCAGCUUGGCUUGGACCACAGCUCCGAUUUCUCUGACUCGAGUGUUCAGCAGCGGUUGGAUGAACAGAGAGAGAGAAUCCGUAGGGAAAUCCGGAAGGAGCUGAAGAUUAAAGAGGGGGCAGAGAAUCUCCGCAGAGCCACUACAGAUAAACGAAAUGCGCAGCAGGUGGAGAGUCAGUUGCGGAGCUCCAAUCGGCGACUGGACUCGCUCCACGCUCAGCUACAAGAGCUGGACGCUCAUAUCGUCGUCAAAGGGACAGAUGAUUCACGUGAUGAUGCUCCUCAGUCUCCGGGAGCAGAGAGCAGGUCGUCAGCACACAAUGAGAGAAUCGCUGCACUGGAAAGGCAGUUAAACAUCGAACUCAAAGUCAAACAGGGGGCUGAAAAUAUGAUCCCCAUCUACGCCAAUGGCUCCACCAAGGAUAAGAAGAUGUUGCAGACAGCUCAGCAGAUGCUACAGGACAGCAAGACAAAGAUUGACAUCAUCCGCAUGCAGAUCCGGAAAGCAGUUCAGGCCUACGAACACGAUGAUGAUGCACAGGGAAAGCCUGACCCAUGUGGUAUGGAGCUACGGAUUGAGGAGCUCAGACACCAUUACCGUGUAGAGCACGCCGUCGCAGAGGGAGCAAAAAAUGUCCUUAGACUUCUUGGAGCCAGUAAAGUACAGGACAAGAAGGCCAUGUCAGAGGCUCAGUGUCGUCUGAGCGAGUCGUCUCAGAGGUUGGAUCUGCUGAGAGAUUCAUUAGAUCGGCGGUUAGCAGAACUCCCUGAGGAUCAUCCCAAAGCAUCUGUUAUCAAAGAGGAGCUGGUGUUAGCCUCCUCACCAGCGUUCAGUUCUCGACACGGUGCCCCCUACCUGCACAACCAGUACAGCACCCUCUCUAAACCCUCUCCCCUCACUGGCACUCUUCAGGUCACACUGCUGGGCUGCAUGGGUGUGAUGGAGGUGGUUCCCGGACGUUCCCGUGGCAGCCAGGUAGUGUUGCCGUGUUACAGUCUGGGAGAAGGGCGGUCCUUUAUGCGGAGUGGAAAAGGCCUGUAUAGUCGCAGUGGCAGCGUUAGCGGAAAAACACCCCCCAAAACAGAUGAACUCUCUUCGGAAGUGAGUGCAGUACUGAAGCUGGAUAACACUGUCGUGGGUCAGACGGCAUGGAAGACAGUUGGAGAACAGGGCUGGGAUCAGACCUUCACCAUAGAGCUGGAGAGAUCCAGAGAGAUGGAGAUCGCAGUGUACUGGAGAGACUACCGAUCUCUAUGUGCGCUGAAAUUUCUCAAGCUGGAGGAUUUUCUGGACAACCAGAAACACAGAGUACAACUAGAGCUAGAACCACAGGGACUGCUGUUGGCAGAGGUUACUUUCUUUAACCCCGUGAUCGAGAGGGUUCCACGGCUAAAACGGCAGAAGAAAGUUUUCUCCAAACAACAGGGUAAAGCGUUCUUGCGAGCUCGGCAGAUGAAUGUUGAUAUCGGCACGUGGGUGAGGUUACUGAGGAAUGCCAUACCUACCGUCAACAACACAGGAACAUACAGCCCUCACGCACACACAGUACAGACAGGGGAGAUAUCGGUGGAGAAGUUGAGUUUAGACUUUGACUCACCAGUGAAGGUGGACAUUCGGCGAGAUGUGAUGGACACAAGCACUCCAGAACGACAACCGGCCGCUGAGCCCGUCUCUGCUCCAGACCUCACCACACCUGAACGCCAAAUCAGGACACAUUCACUGAGCAGUAAACAGAAGAAGACUCCUUUGAGCCUGCAGGAUUUCAGACUAAUAGCUGUUCUUGGCAGAGGCCAUUUUGGAAAGGUUCUGUUGGCAGAAUAUAAGAAGUCAGGCAAUAUGUACGCCAUUAAAGCCCUGAAGAAAGGAGACAUUGUGGCCAGAGAUGAAGUAGAAAGUUUGAUGUGUGAAAAGCGCAUUUUCGAGACAGUGAACAGUACGCAGCACCCCUUCCUCGUGAACCUGUUUGCGUGUUUCCAGACUCCAGAACAUGUGUGUUUUGUCAUGGAGUACACGGCAGGCGGUGACCUAAUGAUGCACAUACAUGCAGACGUCUUCACCGAGCCACGAGCUGUGUUCUAUGCCGCUUGUGUAGUUUUAGGGCUUCAGUUUUUACAUGACAACAAGAUUGUGUACCGAGAUCUUAAAUUGGAUAACUUGCUGCUUGACACAGAGGGUUACGUGAAGAUCGCCGACUUUGGAUUGUGUAAAGAAGGGAUGGGUUUUGGGGACCGGACCAGUACGUUCUGUGGGACUCCAGAGUUUCUGGCUCCGGAGGUUCUAACAGACACGUCGUACACGCGGGCCGUGGACUGGUGGGGACUCGGAGUGCUUAUAUAUGAAAUGUUGGUGGGAGAGUCCCCGUUUCCAGGUGAUGAUGAAGAGGAGGUUUUUGACAGCAUAGUGAAUGAUGAAGUUCGUUAUCCACGGUUCCUUUCCUCAGAGGCCAUUGGCAUCAUGAGAAGGUUACUAAGAAGAAAUCCAGAAAGACGACUGGGUUCCAGUGAGAAAGAUGCAGAGGAUGUAAAGAAACAGCCUUUCUUCAAGAAUAUGGACUGGGAGGCUCUUCUCCUCCGUAAACUCCCUCCUCCCUUCCUUCCGACUAUCGGAGGAAAAGAAGACAUCAGCAACUUCGAUGAGGAAUUCACAACGGAAGUGCCGGCUCUCACUCCGCCUCGCGAACCUCGGGUGCUCUCGCGCAAGGAUCAGGACAGUUUCCGUGACUUUGACUAUGUCUCUGACCUCUGCUGAGAGCGUCUUCACUGUGAUGGUGCCAAAGAGAGACAUUUCUGCUCCAUGACCCUUGACGACGAGGACAAGAGCGGCCAAUUUGAGUGAAUUGUGAAUGUGCCGGACCUGUGAACACUGUGAUGGAAGAAGAAGAAAGCCUGAAAACCAUUAUAAUCGGAUUUAAGACAGAAAGCUUGUUUCUUACCAGCAGGUUUGAAGGUGCAUUUGAUCUUUUUUUUUAAAUAUUGCACCUCAGUCUGACACCUAGUGGUUUGGAUGAAGCGUCACACUAAAGUGUUCAGUUACUGAUGCAAUUGCAGAAAAGCAUUAUUCACAGUCAGCCAUGAUUCAUUUAUUCAGCUAAAGUGAAAGUGUCCAAAAACAGGUGUGUUACUGAAAUGAGGAACGUUCAGCUGGUCAUGUGAUCUCAACAUGGCGUCUCCCAUCAUAUAAAAAUAAACCAGCUUUUAUUCGGCUACUGAUAUGACAAGUGCCUGCAUCUCAUGUGAAUGGUCAUACUUAAAUAAUAUUUAUUUCUUUAAAUAAAUGUGUUUUUUUUUUUUUUUUUUUUUUGAA
Messenger RNA from Cyprinus carpio (common carp), 4296 nucleotides. Its product is annotated as serine/threonine-protein kinase N1-like. The transcript has 23 exons. The record is from RefSeq and is a predicted model, not a curated record. Gene Ontology annotation, molecular function: protein serine/threonine kinase activity; ATP binding; small GTPase binding. NCBI's taxonomy places the organism in Eukaryota, Metazoa, Chordata, Actinopteri, Cypriniformes, Cyprinidae. The coding region runs from base 844 to 3741 and encodes 965 amino acids. Gene Ontology annotation, biological process: protein phosphorylation; signal transduction.